AUGCUCCAGACAGUGUUCGAGAUGCGUGUCUCGUUUAAUCAAAAAUUACUGCGCCAGACGCGGCAGCAGCAGCAGAACAAGAACCAGAUCUUACGCACCAGGCAUGUCAAACACAAGGAUCGGAUACUUCGAGUUGUCGUGAAUGAUACGAUUCAACGGGAAAGUGGUUACAAUUUGGCCAAAUACAAGGCGUCUGACAUGAGCAAACGUGUGGGCUCCGGUGAUCCUCUCUUCAGAUAUGCUAUUGUCAGCGAAGGCGACAGAAGCUUCCUCGUCUGGACCUGUCAUCAAGGUGGCUUCGACGGAUACAAAGCUCUCGGCUGCUCGCAGUUUUCCAGAACAAUAGAGAUCAAGAAGGCGGGAGGCACGAACUCGUUUGUUACACUACCCACCCUCGGACAUGCUGCCUGGGCACUGGCAGUGGGGAGCCUUUGGAGUGUUGAUGAUGUCUUAUUUGGAAGCGUGAAGAUGGGCCGCCAAAUGGCAAGGGACAGUCCUCUCUGUAGAGUUGAGUCAGGUAAGGGGCCCAUGAUGGCAGUGCAGGAUGAGCUCCUCUCAACGAUCCAAUAUAAACAUGAGGGUUGGGCGAGCACCAUGGACUGCCUCGGCCCACAAACCAUCCGGCCGGGAAUGAUCGACUGGGAUCCUCUUGGAGGCGAGGUCUUCUCUCGGACUCUGAAACACAGAGCUCCAAAAGGCGAACUAGGCUACCUCAAGCCGCGGAGAGACCUGGCUGUGCACUUCACGAUCAAUGCCAGUAUGCUGGUGGACAUCUAUGAGCACGAGCAUCAUCUGAACUUGAGAGUCUCCUAUGAUGCGAAUAUGUGGGAGGAAAAGCUGGUGACCAAGCCGGUGGACACCUUCACCAAUCUUUUGACUAAGAUGCUCUUUUCGAGAGACGGCAAGGUGGGUGAACUUUUACUAGGCGGAGCUGAGGGUAUGACAAGGUUGAGAGAUCGUUUGUAG
Molecule: messenger RNA, 966 nt
Organism: Letharia lupina
Lineage: Eukaryota; Fungi; Ascomycota; Lecanoromycetes; Lecanorales; Parmeliaceae
Exons: 3
Coding region: 1-966 (321 amino acids)
Biological process (GO): secondary metabolite biosynthetic process; amino acid activation for nonribosomal peptide biosynthetic process
Cellular component (GO): cytoplasm
Molecular function (GO): phosphopantetheine binding
Source: RefSeq, a predicted model, not a curated record